Messenger RNA from Aureobasidium namibiae CBS 147.97, 2997 nucleotides. RefSeq lists its product as uncharacterized. The transcript has a single exon. The record is from RefSeq and is a predicted model, not a curated record. Bases 1 to 2997 code for a protein of 998 amino acids. NCBI's taxonomy places the organism in Eukaryota, Fungi, Ascomycota, Dothideomycetes, Dothideales, Saccotheciaceae.
AUGUUUUUACGACCACUCGACUACGAAUCACCCCUCGAUAUGCCUACCUCUCAUUUUGACAAGGCAUUCGCUCUACUAGAGCAAUCCUUUAGGGAUGGCAACUUCCUGCAAGCCUACAAAUCACUGCCAUCGCGACAAACCACCGAAAAGGCCGAAUCAUCUAGACAUGCCGACUUCUCGGACGACGAUGACGACGACUCGGACCUCUCGGAUGGUGAUAUGCACGAAGGAUACCGGCCCAGAGACGCACCAUCCAUAUCCCUUAUGCGCCGCAACUCGACACUCCCUCCCACACCGCCUACACAAUCGCGCAAUGUGAGCGCAACAUAUGCGCAUCUUGUGCCCUUGCCACGAGAAGCAGCAGGCACCAGUACACCACCAAACCAACAGAGGCCUCCAACACCCGACUUGACCCCACCCAAUAUUCGUACCAAAGCACUUGCGCCGCCACGACCUGCCAUACCACACUCUGCCUCUUCGCGCGCCGAGUCUUUCAUGACUGCAAGAGAGACUCAAAGUCAAGCCAGUGCCAGCACGAGCCAGGCCAGUCUUCCACUGCGGUCCGAGGCAGGGCAUAGGUGGUUGGACGCGACAAGAGGCAUGCGACUGAGCAGUCUGCCGCUGGGCAUCCCGGAGAGGCCGAACUCGCUGGGAGAAUCUAUGUCUGGCUCUGGAGAGACAACACCGACACAAGAACCCCUUCGACCCUUCCCCGCACCUGCCGUUUCUUCUCAUUUGGUCGAACACAUGACUCCGGAAGACUUGGGCGGAGAAGCUUCAUCCACUCCCGACUCUGAGGCCGGCAAUUUCAUGAGGUAUGUGACCAUCCGAAAGAAGCGCGCAGCUGAACCUCAGCAACAAACAACACCCAGUCAGAGGAUGUCGACUAGUAACCAACAAAGAUCAGCAUCUGCAGUCAUGCCGCUUUCUGAAGGAGCUAAUGGAAGCCCUUCUACAGUCAAGCAUGGAGAGACGCUUGAUUGGCUGGAGGCAGAUAACGGUCCCUUGUAUCAACAUAUGCGAAACGAAAAGUCGAAGCGUCUGUCUGCUGCAUCCACCACGUCGACCGUCAUUGAAGCCUUUGUACUCACGGCUCCACAUCAGCAAAAACAGCCAGCUCUACGACGAGUCAGUAGGGUCGACACUCUGCGCGAUGAUGCUUCUUCAAGGCGUAGCUCGCUCGAGUCUCAACACGUCUUGAAUCCGAAGAUAGUACCCCCGCGUGUACGCAAACACCUGGUCAACGGAGAUGUCGAUGCAGCGCGAUCUGUGUCCAAUCCCGAGACUGGUCGCGUUUCCAAAGUGCCGGUAAUUGUCAUACCCGAGCGUCGCUCGUCUCGCUCUUCUUCAUCGAGUGACACAAAUGACAAGACCCAUUCACUCACGUCUCGGCAGAACCGACUCCAUCAUUCGAAGAACCAUGUUUCUCUCAAGCGGGGCUACAUCGAAGGCGAGACUCCACGCACGUCUCUGGACCAAGAAGUGGACCUCAACAGUGAUAUCUGGCUCGACUAUGCAUCUCCAGAGCAAGAGCAACCAACACCGCGAACAAGACUGCGCCAUGUGUCCGCACCUGUCCAUACUAAUACAGAUUCUUCCGAGAUUGUGUCGAGGAACUCGUUCCAUCGCGUGAACGGCCAAGAUGCAAAGAUCAAGCUCAGCUCGCAGCAAGGCUGGAAAAGACACUCUAUUGACGCCGAACUCGAAUCGCCUGAGCUGGAACGUCCGCCGAGGUCUUCUGUGGAACGUGUUAGGCCCACCGACCACAGACUCUUGUUGCCAUCACAGCAGAAGAAUCUGUCAACGCAAGCAUUGUCUGACUAUCCUCAGCAGACCUCGCCGCGUAAAUCCUCAGACUCCAGAGACAUCCGCAACCUUCACUCGAGCACAAGUCCUUUUUCGCAACUUUCAGACCGCACAGAUUCAAUGGAGUUGAAUGAGGCCAAAGCCGUCAAUCUGUAUCCUCAUGGCAACAGAUCCCUGCUCAUGGUCCAACACGUUGCUAAAAGGCGUCUGGCCGAAGCCCAGAACGCAGAUGAGGACGGAAUCAUUGACGCUCUUACCACACCCGACAGUGAAGACGAGCCUACCAUCCGACCCUCCCAUCCCAAGUUUUCUACCGUCCUCGACGCACCGACGCCUCACACCUUCGAAGACCUCAGCCGUGCCGAAGUCGACUCACCUCUCCGAAACCCACGCACCGCCCCUCAGCCUCCUCGUCUCCCUGCUGUGAUCAUCAGCCCUGCGACUCCCUCUUCGCAAUUCCGUGAAACGCCGGCUCCUCCCUCACCACCACUUCGCCGACCAUCACUGGUCGAAAAAGCUCGAAGAUAUUCCGAAACUCUCAUUCAGCCAUUCCUUACCCCUUCCCUGUCUCGCCGUAACAGCACAUCAUCACAACGGCCAAAGAGUCAACACGACAGAGAUACCACACUUCACCCCUUCUGGCGACCUCGAGGCUUCUGGGAUGAUUUCACGGAUAGUGAGGAAGAGUAUUCAGAUGACGAGUUACCAUCGGGCGGAGAUACGUCUGAUGUUCAAAGUCUGGACUCCUUUGAGCAGAACAGGCAUUGGAGACCUAAACGCUUGAGUGUGCGACUACCUGGUUUCCGAGGCCAAGGUGGCUUCAUGCUAGGCAACUCUCUCGGGAUCGACCGCCAUGGCACGAAUGUCCGUCGUCAUCAUGUUUCCAUGACUCCUGCCAACAACCAGCGUUUGCUGCAUUCCCAGCAAAAAGACAAGCGAAGUCUUCUCACCAGGCUGUUUGUUUCGUUCCCAACUCUCAGAAAGAGACAAAGCAGUGAUUUGUUGAGGAUGGCUGCACAGAGUACGGAGAGCUUGAGACGAUUGAGUCAGAGACACAAAAGAAGAUGGGAUUUCGGCGGGUUGAGAAGUAAGAUGGCGAGAAGGAGGGAGAGGAAGGAGCAGGUCAAGAGAGACAGAUAUCGAGAAAGUAUCAAGGGUAGGAUUGGUGCGCCUGUUUAUGUGGGGACUUAG